AGCUUGAUAGACUAGACCAUUCGAAGUCAAUCGGCAACAAACUUCUGACCCCGUAGUCAAAUCAAGCCAUCGCGAAUCAAAGCUAACGACACACCCGCGAUGGUAUCGCACCGACGUACAGUUACACAUGUGCGCUCUUCACAUGAGGGGGAGGAGCACGGGUGGCUCCACGUAGACUACUGGGAAGUGGAAUCCUCUCCGAGGUCUUAUAGACACAAGUGGGCUAGGUAAGCUUUCAACCAGAACCAACACGGUGAUCGCAAGCGGGGGCCGAGCGAGGGUGGUUCACAUGCAAGAUCGAAGGGCGUUAUACAUCGUUACUCUAGAGGAAAUGUGGGCGGCGCGGACCAUCCUCGGUUCGUUUUCUGUUGAUAUACAAUUGUCGAUCACAGACGUUUUUAUCAUCGAGUGUUGGUUUUUCCUUUUUACUACCGAGUUAGAGGGUAUAUACAUAUAUACACAGGUCUAACUAUCGAGUAAGAAGUAUAUUAUUCCCAUGUCCGCCAUUCUCUCGAGCUCCGCGCCGCAUGAAGAUGAGAUCAAGCGCCGAGGCUAUGCGUCCUUAUUCCAGAAACACACCGUCUUCCUGACGGGCAGCACCGGGGCGCUGGGGGCGUGUCUCCUGUACAAGCUUGCGACGCAGGUGCCGACGCAUAAGAUCUACGUUCUGAUCCGGGGGUCUGCGGACCUGGCGAUCCGGAAAUGGAAGAAGGCGAUGCCCGUGCAGACGGCCCCGAUCCUCAAAUCGCGGAUCGUCCAUUUCGUGGUCGGGGACAUGACGAAGCCUGACUUCGGGAUCGAUGCCGCGGUCAUGGAGGACCUGCGACGGCAGGUCACGCUGGUCAUCCACGCGGCGGCUAAGAUCACGCUGGACGCGGACGUCGCGGAGGCGGUCGAGAAUAAUUGUCUCCCGUCGCUGGAGAUGGCGCGGAUUGCGUCGCGGUUUCGCAGGCUGAAGAUGCUGGUGCAGGUGUCGACGGCGUAUGUGAGUAGCUUCUUGCCGGAUGGGCAUGUCGGCGAGAAGCUGCACUCUGUUGUUGCUGAGGCUGGGGAAAAAGGUGAGGAUGAGGAUCCGGAGGAGGCGUUGAGGGCGAUCCUCCGAGGAGAGGGAUUUCCGUACACGGAACGAUUCUCGUCAACAUAUACUCAUGCCAAGUAUCUGAUGGAGCGUCUGAUGUUGAAGAGAUUCCCCACGUUGCCGUUGUUGCUGGUGCGUCCGACUAUCUUCGGGCCAGCAGUCAGGGAUCCAUACCCGAAUUACGCGCCAGAGAAUUCCACCCCUCUGAAUAAAUUCGGCAUGCUCUUCCUUGCGAGCCAUGGGGAGACGCAAACCUGGCAUGCGGCUGAGGGGUACGACACUGGUGCGAAUACGUUAGAUGAGAUCCCGGUUGACUUUGUGGCAAACGCUUGUCUUCUUCAUGCUGUCGCGGGAACACAAGGUAUCGUCCAUGUCGGGUCGCAGUUGUUUAUGAAGGUGACGCUGGAUGAGAUUAUGCAGCUGGCGUACGCGCAUACCCCCGAGGAUUAUCGCAAUCCUUUACCGACGGUACAUUUCGUGAAGGACCGCAGCAUUCCACAGUGCUUCCUUGCGGAUCUGGUCAAGGUUGGCUCACGUAAUUGGUUGUUCGAUUGUGGCCGGUCAUUCUGGUUAAAGCAGCUAGGAGGUCCGCUGAGCUUAGCCGCCUGUCAGCAUGAUGUAGACAGGAUUAAAGUCAAACGGGCCGCAGAGAUUUUCGAGCGAGUGCCGAGGACAGUGAAGCUUUAGCAGGUGACAUGUCUUGCAGUAUCGAAUGAUUUCACCUUGUACUGAUAUUCAUGAACGGUUAUCAGGGUUGAUUCCAAGUAGGCACG
Aspergillus homomorphus CBS 101889 is the source of this 1851-nucleotide messenger RNA. Its product is annotated as fatty acyl-CoA reductase. The transcript has a single exon. The coding region runs from base 497 to 1765 and encodes 422 amino acids. Gene Ontology annotation, biological process: long-chain fatty-acyl-CoA metabolic process. The record is from RefSeq and is a predicted model, not a curated record. Gene Ontology annotation, cellular component: peroxisome. Gene Ontology annotation, molecular function: alcohol-forming very long-chain fatty acyl-CoA reductase (NADP+) activity. Lineage: Eukaryota; Fungi; Ascomycota; Eurotiomycetes; Eurotiales; Aspergillaceae.